AUGGCGCCUGGUUCGACGCAUGCAAGGAAAACAUCUGGUACGACUGCGGCAUCGGGUCGUGUUUCAAAGAGAUCUGAUAAUGCGUGCUCACGAUGUCGCAAGCAGAAAAUAAAAUGUUCAGGUUCUCAUCCCUGCGACGCGUGCAAAAAGCGCAAAUUAUCCUGCGAGUUUGACCAACGCGAUCAAAAGGUCCUCGUCACGCGUGGAUUCAUUCUCGAUUUACAGCAACGCGCUGCGACAAGUCAAUCCAGUACCGGGACGGCCGAGUACAUCACGCCUGGGUCUUUGGAUACGAACAUCAAUGUUGGAGGACCUUCGGAUUCAGUUGAACCGCCGCCGCAUUUGCCUUCGCCUGGAAGAAAUGUCUCUGCUUCGUUGCACACAGAAGACUCGCUGCUCGGAAGUCACAGCAGUACCAAUAGUAGCGGCAAAGGACUGGACCCCAUCGCGUCUGCCCUGGUGAAUCCGUUGUCAUCCGGGCAGUCCAAGUUUAUGGCCUCAGCGCAAGGUCGAGAAUUCUAUCUUGGAACAUCAUCAAACUGGUCCUUCACCCGACGCGUUCUUAGUCUCACUCACGAAUACAUCCACCAAAGUCCUAUCUCGGUCGACAACCUACUCUUCGAUGGCUUAGCAUACGAUCUUGGGUGGGAUGGCUCGAGGAUUACCCCAGCGCUGGAUCCGCCAGUAAUGCCGAGUCUCGACCAUGCGGUCUUUCUGAUCAACACAGUCAAGUUUCACUGCGGCCAACUCUUCCACUUGUUUGACGAGGAAACAUUCAUGGCGUACCUGCAUGAGUUUUAUGCCGAUCCGAGCAGUCAUAUUGCAGCUGCGGACCUACCAUACAUUCACCUACUUCUUAUUCUCGCUUUUGGCAAAGCAUUCGCCGAGAACAACAACUAUCAAGCGAAGAGACCGCCUGGAGCCGACUACUUCGUCACAGCAUUGCGGCUCUUGCCGAGUAUCCAUAUUCUUGUUUACGAACCACUGAUAUCGACAGAGAUUCUGUGCUGCAUCGCGCUGUACUUUGAGUCUCUCGACUACAGACACUCAUCACAUGGAUUUAUUGGGCAAGCGAUGAGAGUUGCUCUCGGGCAAGGAAUGCACACAGACAUGCCCGCGGACCAACUGGGAGAUCGUAUAGUGGAACGAAGUCGCAGAAUCUGGUGGACCGUCUACGUACUAGACCGCGAGAUGACAUCGCUCAUGGGCUUGCCGCAAUCCGUCCACGACGACGACAUUCAUCAUCAGCUACCUCAUUUUGACGGAUCGACACAACGAGUGGCAGCGCUUCAUAUGCAGAUUCGACUUUGCCGGACUAUUGCGUCCGUUGGAAGAGGAGUUUACGGAGCGAACGGCCGGCUGAACAAGAAGUUCUUGCUCAGCACCAAGAAGGUCCUGGAAAACAUCGCCGGUCUUGCCGACGAGCUACAACAGCAGUUUCCUCUCGGCGCAGAUAAAGCCAUCAACGGCGUUUCAAGGGUAGCAGGAUACCUCCAUACGCUGUAUCAUCAGUGUAUUGUUCUCGCUACACGACCAUUGUUGCUUUGCUUCCUCAAAAUCCGCUUCGAAACACCCGACUCCAUAACAGAAGCUCUCAACUCAUCCCAAACUGUCUGGAACCUGAUCAAGAUGUGUAUCGACUCUUCCUACCAAAUGAUCAACAUUCUUGGCUGUUUGCAAAGUCAAGGUCUGCUUGAAGCCUUUCUCCCUUUCGAUCUUGAGUCCCUGUUCGUAUCGAGUUUUAACCUCCUCAUCGCACCGGUUCUGGAUCCCAGAUUCUCAGAAUACGAUGCUACCUUCCGACAUAAAACGCAUAUUAUCUUCAACGAGAUGAUAAGUAAGGGCAAUCUGAUUGCCAUGUUUAGGAGAUCGGAGCUGCAGCAGCUUGAUGAUAUGCUGGGCCGCAUGCCACGCGAGCAACCUGAUACAACGCCUAUUCCGAUUGAUGGACAGAUUAUUGGAGGAACGAUAGGCGAAAGUGAGGGAGGUUUGAACGACCUGAAUGACGAUAAUGAGACUAUGGCUUCGAUGUUGCCGGGUAUGGAUGAUUUGGGGAUGGAUGCGUGGUUUACAACUGCGCAGAUGAUUGACAUGGCGAAUUCGAUCGCGAACAGUGACACUGAGUUUCUGUCACACACAAUGAUGGAACAUGACAUUUGGUGA
Fusarium redolens is the source of this 2163-nucleotide messenger RNA. RefSeq lists its product as uncharacterized. Lineage: Eukaryota; Fungi; Ascomycota; Sordariomycetes; Hypocreales; Nectriaceae. The transcript has 9 exons. Gene Ontology annotation, molecular function: DNA-binding transcription factor activity, RNA polymerase II-specific; sequence-specific DNA binding; zinc ion binding. Gene Ontology annotation, biological process: DNA-templated transcription; positive regulation of transcription by RNA polymerase II. The coding region runs from base 1 to 2163 and encodes 720 amino acids. The record is from RefSeq and is a predicted model, not a curated record. Gene Ontology annotation, cellular component: nucleus.